Seminavis robusta is the source of this 1505-nucleotide messenger RNA. The record is from the annotation of a GenBank genome assembly. Lineage: Eukaryota; Bacillariophyta; Bacillariophyceae; Naviculales; Naviculaceae.
GAUGAACGCAUUGAACGGACGACAUCCAGCUUCGGAAGACGUCGACAAGCCAACAGGCCCACAAGGCAGACAUCUCAUCGUUUGGGAACUAAGAUUUCUCCGCUGAAGGAAGGACAUUAAAACUGGAGCCAAAUUUCAGAGGAAGUCUCAGCCGAUGGUCGACUCUAACCAUCGAAACGAUGAUGCCGAUGAUGUUUCCAAGAACGACCAGGAUCCACUGCCGUUCCAGAUUGAGCUUACCCUGAUUGAGCUCUCCGAAGUCGUUAGAGAUGAUCCAUCAGGCAAAGAGAUACCCAAUCAAGUGGAUCAGAUUCUGCAGACUCUUUCCUGCAAUGAUGCUCUGAGCUAUUUGGCCACACUCAUACCACCACCAACAAUGUCACCCAAAAAAGAUUCCAACGGGACAAAGAAGAAGAAGCGUUGGUUUGGAAGACGACAACAAGCCGAACAGCAAGAUGAUCCACUAGAAAAGAAGACGCAAGAAAUCAAGGAUCGAAUACAGAAACAGGUCGUUCGGUUCUUAAAAGUUCCCGACAAGUACGUAUCGUGGGGUUCCAUUCUGCUCAAAAGCCAAGCAUUUCAUCAAGUCCAUGACUACCACGCUCCUACGAUUCCACGACCUUUAAUGGAACUGCCACGGACACAAUACAAAAAGCCGUACAUUCCUAGUACCGAAAAGUACGAUUCUUUUCCUGAAGUCAACCUCUAUCCAAUCAGCGUCUCCCACCAGUUCCCCUUUGUCGGCUUGGCGAGGCUAGUGGUGACUGAGAUAUCCAAGCAGCCACAACACCGUCCUUUGGUAGGUCUGGAUAUUGUCACCUACGACGACUACAAUCCUCGCUUGUACGAUUCGGCACAGGCGUUUGUGAAGGUAUUCAAAACAAGCUUUACAGACUGGGAAUGGGAUUGUAUUCACAAUCGCACUUCCACCAAUCUACACAUGCUACGGGAAUUCUAUCUUCGAUGGGCCAUCAAAGAGGCUUAUACCAAGGCAUUGGGAGUUGGGAUGGGGCUCUCCUUUGACUCCUUUGAAACUCAUUUGUCGGGUAUCACAGAAGAAGGGAGUAUCUACGCGUGGAUACUGGAAGAGUGUUCGAGAGCCGAUGGCGGCAGUAGUAGCAAUGACUACCAAAAGCCGUUGCUGGCGAGGGGAUUUGUGGUCAUCAAUCCGGGCACCGAUACAUGCAAGUCGGAGGGUUGUACGUUCUUCUUUCUGCCCCUGUGGGAUGUCAAUAAACCUGCACAUACCACUGCGAUGGGUUGCGCUUGUAUAUGUCUUUCGCAACCACAAUCCACCAACCAAACGGAGGCAGCAAUGUUUGAGCUCGUGACAAAGUGGCAAAGCUUGGAGGAUGUAGUGGCAUGGCAUGAGAACAAUAGCUCAGUAGUGAUGAUGUAAAGGCAGCAAUUUCACCAGAGGGCUACUCGAUCGAAACCUGCAAUGUCAGUCGUUCAGCGACAACACGGAGAUUUGGACGGCGCAGUCUUGCAAGAGAAUUGUGAUG